Molecule: messenger RNA, 1285 nt
Organism: Cinara cedri
Lineage: Eukaryota; Metazoa; Arthropoda; Insecta; Hemiptera; Aphididae
Source: the annotation of a GenBank genome assembly
AUGCCGUCCUCUGUAUCCAAAAGACAUUUUUAUCACGGUAAAAAAAGCAUUGGUGAUUGUGUAUAUUGGUAAAAUUAGUAACCACCAAUUUAUAGGUAUUCAAUAUUAUCAAUAAUGCUACUUAGUUAUGUUGUUUACGCCAUUUAAACUACUAAUAAUGCAAAAAUCAACCAUUUCAAAUGAACUUUUUUUUUAUAGUCGCUUACACUUUUUAUCAUUGAUAAAGCUGAUUUUUUGAUAUUAAAAAGUUAAUUUGACCAAAAGUGUCGCUUAUGCCCUUUUGCCUAUUAAGGCUCGAUAUCAUAUGGCUAACUAAUAAUCAUAUACUUUAAUGCUAUAAAUACAUGCUACAAGUAAAUCUCUUUUGGGCUUAUUGCUUUCUUUAUUAAAUUAAAAACAUGGAUACGAUCACGCAUGGGGCAAAGUAGAUUGGCUGGCUUGGCAUUACUUAAUGUACACAUAGAUAUAAAUGUAUUUGUUGAAAAAUCAGAGAUAGAUUUGUAAAACCGUGUGAGAUAAAGUUAAAACCUAACUGCAAANAACGAAUUAAAAAACAUUGAACAGAUUCAAAUUAAAAAGGCGCAUAGCAAUAAUAAGUCAAUUACCACUAAUUCCAAUCUAAUAAAAAACAAAGAAAUACUAUAUGACAAUGAAAAUACUCCAAUUAACAUAUCUCAUGAAUUAAAUAUAUCACAGCACAAACAGGCCAUACAAUUAUUAAAAAAAUACUUAUAUUUAUUUACAUCAGACGCAUCUAAUAUAAAAUCAGCAAAUAUAAAAUCGUGCGAGAUAAAGUUAAAAUCUAACUGCAAAAAGACCCAAAAUUUCAUGUCCCCCAUAAAGUAUCUUCACAACAAAGAGAUGAGCUCAAAACACAAUUAGAUAAAUUAAAUAAAGCCGAUAUUAUUCGNAAUCAGCAAAUGUAAAACCGUGCGAGAUAAAGUUGAAACCUAACUACAAAGACCCAAAAUUUCAUGCCCCCCAUAGAGUAUCUCCACAACAAAGAGACGAACUCAAAACACAAUUAGAUAAAUUAAAUAAAGCCGAUAUUAUUCGUCCAAUAAUAUCUAAAUUUGCAGCACCAGCCUUUUUAGUCAAGAAAAAGGAAAAGGGUUCAUACAGACUAGUAGUAUCCUACAAAGAACUAAAUGAAAGAGUCGAGACAGACCAAUAUCCCAUACCCAGAACUUCUGACCUAUUAAGAGCUCUAGAGGGAGCUACAUAUUUUAUCUCUUUAGAUUUAAAUAGUGGUUUUUUCCAACUUCCUGUUAGAGAGGAAGACUAA